Molecule: messenger RNA, 1823 nt
Organism: Ruditapes philippinarum (Manila clam)
Lineage: Eukaryota; Metazoa; Mollusca; Bivalvia; Venerida; Veneridae
Product: secretion-regulating guanine nucleotide exchange factor-like
Exons: 10
Coding region: 203-1360 (385 amino acids)
Source: RefSeq, a predicted model, not a curated record
AGAGAAAAUACUAUACUUGUCGUACGAAAUCUUGAUUGACGGAAAAGCAAAAACACUGUGUACGUCGAUCAUUUCUCCAAUCAAUAGUGUUGAGGCUGGUCACGUGAUGACACUAAUUUCCUAUCAAAUAACAUGAAAUUGUGUACAUUGCCUACAGACUUAUCACGGAAAAUGUGGGCUGGACAAUUUCUAACGCUAUAAAAUGACCAUUUGGUCGUGGGGUGCUAACUCCUAUGGUCAGCUGGCAAAUGGAAACUGUGAGGACCAGUUGUUACCUUGUCAAGUUACCAAUGUGCCAGACAACAUCCAAUGUAUACAUGGUGGGGGUGGUCAUACACUUACUAUAGCAGGCACUGGUCAGUUGUACUCAUGUGGAUCUAACAACAAAGGUCAGCUGGGCUUAAACAGCACAGAAGAUGUGUCAGUUCUCACUCCAGUAAUUGUUGGCAACAAUGACCCUGUUACCAUGACAACAGGAGGAUGGGACUUCUCUCUGGCAAUAUCAGCAACAUCAGAUUUGUACAGUUGGGGAUCAAAUGCUUUUGGACAACUGGGUGAUGUUAGUUUACCAAACAAAUGUUUGACGGCAGUAAAGUUAUUGUUGAUAUUCCAGACGAAGAUAUGGGAGGGAGAAAAGUUUGCACAAGUGGCUGCAGGCCUCAGGCAUGUUAUAGCCUUAACAGUAAAUGGAGAUGUGUAUUGUUGGGGACAUUCUAAAAAAGGACAAUGUGCUGUGAUUGCUGUAAAUGAUAAACUACCAUUGAAGACAACAUCACCAAAUAAAGUGGUGUUUCCAGCAGGUACAGGGAAAGUUGUAUCAGUUUGUGUAGGGUCAUAUCACUCUGUGGCUUUGACAGAUAAAGGUCAGGUGUAUGUUUGGGGAUGUAAUAAAUAUGGACAGUGUACACAAUCACCAGACGUCAUUUUACAGGUCAACACACCAUACAUGGUCAAUCAGGAAAUGUUCAAGAACCAAAAAGUUGUUGAGGUGAAAUCAGGGUGGACUCAUUUAAUUGCACAGACAGAAAGUGGAGAUUUGUUUAGCUGGGGACGUACCGACUACGGUCAGUUAGGAAGGUCAAGGUCAGAGGGAAUCAUGUAUAGUCACAUUCCAGGUCAGAUAGAUAUACAAGUGACAGUGUCAUCAUUUACAUGUGGAUCUGAACAUACACUCUUUCUUGCAGAGAAUAAAGUGUAUGCACUAGGUUGGAAUGAGCAUGGACUGUGUGCCACUGGGGAUGAAGUUAAUGUUAAAACUGUAACUAAAGUUUCUGCUUUAGAGAGCCAGUCUGUGAUAUAUAUAGCAUGUGGAGGCGGGCACUGUUUUGCAAUAUCUAAGGAAGAAUUAACACGAUCCUAGCAGAGGCUUAUAGAUGAUGACAUCUACAAAUUUAUACAAAAACAAUGGCUUGUUGCUUGAAGACACCAUGUUUACAAAUCACAACACAAAAUAUUCAGUGUCACAAGUAUUUCAUUAGUUGUAAAAUAAUUGUACCAUGGUAUUCAUGCUGAAAUGUAAAAUGGAAUCACCUCUACAAGAUGGACAAAUGUUUCCUCUCUUGUCAAAUAUUACAUUUUGUUCAGUGUUACAAUGCAUCUUACGUUUUUGGUAUAUCGAAGUUCAGUAAUUAUAACCAGAUAAAUCAAAAUAUUUAUAACUCACAUGAGCACAGGUGCACAUGGUGACCCCUAGGAGUGUUUGCUUUGUGUAGUUAACUUUUUAUAAAGUUUGUUCAAGGGCCAUUAUUAGUAAGGAAACCUAACUACCCACACUUGACUAAGAGAGAGAGAGAAUCUUAUACAUGAAUUAUUAGUCCCCUACC